AUGAAACCUGAUAAACUAGGACACCAAUCCUCUCGAAAACUACACUCCAUCCUUCACUCUCAUAAGGACAAGCACCCAUCCAACAAACAACCAGGCGUCUACAAGAUCCCCUGCGACUGCGGUAAAGUCUACAUUGGGGAAACCGGCCGAGACUUCGACACCAGACUCAAGGAACACAAGACCCACCACCGACGCAGCGACUGGGACCGAUCCGCCAUCGUCAAGCACGCACAACAAGAGAAUCACCGCAUAGAAUGGGAAAGGAGCCACCUAAUCACCAACAUCCGGCACUGGAAUACCAGAAGGGUCAGGGAAGCCAUUGAGAUACAUCAACACAACACUGUGCCUCAAGACCCUGGCCUCCACAUCAACAGCAUCUGGCACCCAAUCCUACGUCACCAUCAAACUUCUAACCGAUCCACAAACAACCAGCCGUCCACCGUCACUCCACCGAGCCCUCCUACCCAACACAGCAGUCUGAUUGCAUCACCAACUCAACCAGGGACUCCGCCGACACACUAA
Messenger RNA from Lytechinus variegatus (green sea urchin), 522 nucleotides. RefSeq lists its product as uncharacterized. The transcript is spliced from 2 exons. NCBI's taxonomy places the organism in Eukaryota, Metazoa, Echinodermata, Echinoidea, Temnopleuroida, Toxopneustidae. Bases 1 to 522 code for a protein of 173 amino acids. The record is from RefSeq and is a predicted model, not a curated record.